Messenger RNA from Camelus dromedarius (Arabian camel), 1134 nucleotides. RefSeq names its product olfactory receptor 52I2. NCBI's taxonomy places the organism in Eukaryota, Metazoa, Chordata, Mammalia, Artiodactyla, Camelidae. The transcript has a single exon. Gene Ontology annotation, molecular function: G protein-coupled receptor activity; olfactory receptor activity. Gene Ontology annotation, cellular component: plasma membrane. Bases 160 to 1134 code for a protein of 324 amino acids. The record is from RefSeq and is a predicted model, not a curated record. Gene Ontology annotation, biological process: G protein-coupled receptor signaling pathway.
GAGGCAGGAUACCUUUGCCCAGAUGUCAGCUUUCUAACUCUGGGCCCACUGAGUUGAGACUAUCAUUAGACUUCCUAACACCAUAGCUGGAAAUAAGUCUUACAGGAUUGCAUCCUUAACAUCACUUUAUACAUUAACAGGAAAGCAGUCUCAUCUGUGAUGCUGGGGCCACCCUACAACCAUACAAUGGAAACCCCUGGCACCUUUUUCUUGGUGGGCAUCCCAGGUUUGCAGUCUUCACAUCUAUGGCUGGCCAUCUCACUGAGUGUCAUGUAUACCAUAACCCUGUUAGGAAACACCCUCAUAGCGACCGUAAUCUGGGUGGAUUCCACUCUACAGGAGCCCAUGUACUGCUUCCUGUGUGUUCUGGCUGCCGUGGACAUUGUUAUGGCCUCCUCUGUAGUGCCCAAGAUGGUGAGCAUCUUCUCCUCAGGAGACAGCUCCAUCACUUUUAAUGCUUGUUUCACUCAGAUGUAUUUUGUCCAUGCAGCCACAGCUGUGGAGUCGGGGCUGCUGUUAGCCAUGGCUUUUGACCGCUAUGUAGCCAUCUGUAAGCCCCUACACUACAAGAGGAUUCUCACACCUCAAGUGAUGCUGGGAAUGAGUGUGACCAUCACCAUCAGAGCUAUCAUAUUUAUGACUCCACUGAGUUGGAUGGUGAGUCAUCUACCUUUCUGUGGCUCUAGUGUUGUUCUCCAUUCCUACUGCGAGCAUAUAGCUGUGGCCAAGCUGGCAUGUGCUGAUCCCAUGCCCAGUAGUCUCUACAGCCUGACUGGGUCCUCUAUUAUGGUGGGUUCUGAUGUGUUCUUUAUUACUGCCUCCUAUAAUCUGAUUCUCCAGGCAGUAUUUGGUCUCUCCUCAAAGAAUGCACAGUUGAAAGCAUUAAGCACAUGUGGCUCCCAUGUGGCAGUUAUGGCUCUGUACUACCUACCCGGGAUGGCAUCCAUCUAUGUGGCCUGGCUAGGGAAGGACAUAGUGCCUUUGCACACCCAAGUGCUGUUAGCUGACUUGUACGUGAUCAUCCCACCCACCUUAAACCCCAUCAUCUAUGGCCUGAGAACCGAACAGAUACGAAAGCGAACAAGGAGCUUGCUGAUGCACUGCCUCUUUGACCACUUCAGCCGGGGUUCGUGA